UUCUAGGAAUUAUAAAUUGUCUUUGUAACCAGUAAUCUGUAAAAUGAAUAUAACACCAAUAGUUCAAAAGAAUUAUCAGUUUUGCUGAAAAAUGUAUUCUUAGUAGUACAAUUUUUAAUUGUAAUUCGUUAUUUUCUAAUUUAACUUUAAAUUAAUGAUACUUAGCAUACAUAUGGUAUAAAACUAAAAAUUAACAUAUUUUUGGAUUUUAUUCUAUAAAUUACAGUAAAAUUAACAUAGUUUUAAUUAUUAAUUUAAAGAUUAAAAAUAUUGAAGCGAUUAUUAUCAAAACUGAGAAGUAUAGUGAGACAAGAGUUGUUUGAUAUUUGUUCCUAAAUUUUAUGGAUCUCUUUAAUUUUUAACUUAACAAUAUGGCUCGAGAACCUGUUAUAGUUCAUGUCUAUGAUAUGUAUUGGAUAAAUGAGUAUACUACACAUAUGGGAUUAGGUGUAUAUCAUUCAGGUGUUGAAGUAUAUGGACUAGAAUAUGGAUAUGGUGGACAUGAUGGACCAGAUUCAGGGAUUUUUGAUAUGAUUCCAAAAGACAUGAAUGAAUUAGGAUUCCAUUACAGAUAUAGAGAGUCUAUACAUGUCGGUACAACAGAUUUCACUGCUGCAGAUGUAAAGAGAAUAUUAGCUGAAAUGGGAAAAGAUUUUCGUGGAGAUCGUUACCAUUUAAUGAAUAAGAACUGUAAUCACUUUUCUGGACAACUAACUAAAAUUUUAUGUGGUCAGGAUAUUCCUAGUUGGAUUAAUAGACUAGCAUAUGUUAGUACUUGUAUUCCCUUUUUUCAAAGAUGUUUGCCUAAAGAAUGGUUGACUCCCAUUUCUUUACAAAAAAGUUUGUCUAGAAGAAAAUCUGAUGCUUCAACAGAACAAUUGAACCCUUAAAGAAUACACAUACACUAUAAAACAAAAAAUACAAAUAAAUAUUGUAUGUGCCAUUUGUUAUAUUACGCCCUUUAGUUCAACUAUGAUGUAUAAACUUUUUUUUUUAAUCUGCUGUACUAUAUGUCUAAAAAUAAGAUCGGUUAUUUAUUAUAUACACUAAAAUAUAAAAUAAAUAUUGUAUGGUUUUUAUUUAAAUUUAGUGGAUUUUAAAUUUUUUAUUGAAACAUUUUUAUUAUUAUUGUUUAUAUAUACAUGUAAUACAUAACUUACAUUAUGUUAUAUCAUGAUUAAUUAACAACUUGAACUAAAAUUUAAAAAGAUCAGAUUAUUUGGCAACUAAGAUAAAAUAAAGGAUAUUAUAAAUUUCAGCUUCGACGCGAAGUUGAGAAGGUAUUCAUUUUACUAUAA
Molecule: messenger RNA, 1298 nt
Organism: Daktulosphaira vitifoliae (grape phylloxera)
Lineage: Eukaryota; Metazoa; Arthropoda; Insecta; Hemiptera; Phylloxeridae
Product: deubiquitinase DESI2
Exons: 6
Coding region: 372-890 (172 amino acids)
Biological process (GO): protein deubiquitination
Molecular function (GO): deubiquitinase activity
Source: RefSeq, a predicted model, not a curated record